UUCCGGCUAGGAAAUCAUUGUAAGCAAAAGUCAUUACGUAUAUUUUAGCAUGGCUCACAGUUAAACAUAGUCACACCCACACCUCGCAGGCGCCGAUCCCGUCGUGCGCGGCCCAGUCCCGUCCGCCGUCUCGUCGUCUUAACACGUUCCAGAUCGCCACAAUGAGCCGACUAGGUCGAACCCGGCGCACGCGCGUCUACGACUGCAACUAUGACAAGGGCGAGAGCUACUACCGGCCGGUGCUGGACCGCCUGGACCACAAGCUCGCGCCGAGCGCCGGCGCCGGCGCCGCCGAGCACGACCGCGACCGCUUCCGAGCCGACGUCGAGUCGCGCAUCAAGCACGCGCUCGACGUUGACGACGCCAGGGACGAGCUGUUCGACUCGAGGGGCGCGCGCGCCACGCGCGGCCGCCCGCUCUCCUCCGCUCUAGAAGAAGACGACCUGGCUGAUGACAUCACAGAAUCACUUAAGAGAAUCCGCGCCGGAAAGAAACAGUCUCGCUUCGCCGAGGACAUCGACUUCGAAAACUCAGUAUCAAAUCUGGAAAACCGUAUGAGGAUCUCUGACAAAAUUUUGGAGACAGUUGGAAUCGGCCAGUCCGAGGUCAGCGGCGCGAGACGUGCCCUGCAAGAAAACGAGGAACGCACAGAGAAACGCAUCGCUCGCAGACUGAACGAGGAGAACUCACUGACGAAGUGGACGGCUCUGAAGGACGACGAGAGCGCCGCCGCGCAGCGCGCGAAGGCGAGCCGGGCGCGCCUCUCAGACUUGGAAGACGAGAUGUCGGAGCUGACAGAGCGCAGCGCGGCGCGUGAGAAGCGCGCGGCGCGCCUGCGCGCGCUCGUGGCCGACUCCGACGUCGCUGACUCCGCCGUGGCCGCCACCAAGAUCACCAUCAGGGAACAGAGGGAAAAGAAACAAGUCACUUUCUAAACGCUCCUAACAAAUCUACUAUCUGAGCCCUUAGUGUAAAUUUAAUUCGAGAAUGAUACGUUUCAUCUUCGAAUGAAUUUGGUUAGAUAGGCUGUGUUUCCAAAACCUCCGUAGGCGCGCUGUUCAAAAUGCCAUACAAAACGAGGGUUACCGAUUCGUUUAAGCAAAUUCACGUUUACGAAUAAAAUUUACGCUAAAGGUACUCUGUAAUAACCUACUGUCGUUCUUAAAUUUAAAAGUUUAGAUUUAUGUCGAGUAUGUUAACACUGUAUCAUUUGGUUUGAGGUAGAGGGUUUGCUGGAAAGUACUCUCCUGCAUUUUCAUUUUGUACAAUGGUGAGUUGAUGUUAAUUUUAUACUCGUUGGAUAGAAGAAUAAAGCGCUACGUAUUUCCCUGUUUAUUUAUGGUUUUGUAAGUAAAUAAAUACUUAUUCGUUGUUGUGA
Messenger RNA from Leguminivora glycinivorella, 1378 nucleotides. RefSeq lists its product as uncharacterized. The coding region runs from base 162 to 935 and encodes 257 amino acids. The transcript has 3 exons. Lineage: Eukaryota; Metazoa; Arthropoda; Insecta; Lepidoptera; Tortricidae. The record is from RefSeq and is a predicted model, not a curated record.